AUGCGCAGCCAUCUUGUUAUAAAGCUUGAAAAACUGUUGCACCAUUCAAAGUGUGGAGAAAGUGUUCUGUGUGUGGACGAGACUUCAACCAACCUGGAGGAACACAAGGACAUCCUCACCACGGAGAAACCAUAUAAAUGUGGGGACUGUGGGAAGGGAUUCAAUUAUCCAUCCUUACUGGAUGCUCACCGGCGCACUCAUACUGGGGAGAGGCCAUUUACUUGCUCUGUGUGUGGGAAGGGAUUCACACAGUCAUGCACCCUCCAAACACACCAGCGGGUCCACACUGAUGAGAAGCCCUUCAGUUGCAGUCAAUGUGGGAAGGGGUUCCGGUGUUCUUCCAACCUUAUCCAACACCAGCGAGUUCACACCGGGGAGAAACCCUUCACUUGUUCUGUUUGUGCAAAGGGUUUCAGUCAGUCAACUACUCUGCUGACACACCAGCGAGGAGUUCACACUGGUGAGAGACCAUUCACUUGUUCCAUGUGUGGGAAGGGAUUCACGAAUUCAUCCCAUCUGCUGAAACACCUGCGAGUUCACACUGGUGAGAGACCAUUCACCUGCUCUGUGUGUGGGAAGGGAUUCACGCAUUCAUCCACCUUGCUGAUACACCAGCGGGUUCACAAUGGAGAGAGGCCAUUUACCUGCUCCGUGUGUGGGAAAGGAUUUACUCACUCAUCCAACCUGCUGACACAUCAGCGGGUUCACACUGGGGAGAAGCCGUACACAUGUUCUGUUUGUGGCAAGGCAUUCACCCGUUCAUCUCACCUCAUGAGACACCAGCGAGUUCAUGAAUAACUUAGGGUUUGGAUUCUGCUGUUAUAGCAGCAGUUAAUUCCAUCCAAGGCUGAACAUGUUACAAUUGACAUUUGUUUCAGAUGUCAGAGAUGUGGUAUCCUUUUAAAAUCUACUUGGUGAUUGUUUACUUUUAUUCUAAUUUACAACAAGUUAUUUUCCAAUAAAAUUGUAACAUUUUGCAGAAAAGUUCCACUUAUUAACAUUCCAAUUCAGAAAGUGCUGAUUACAUCUUGCUGACGAUGUUACACACAGUGGCAAACUCCAGAAUCCAUCGGUAAAACAGAGAAUAGGAAUGGUGCUGUCAAGUACCUCCAAAUGUUGUCCCUCAAAUUUUUCUACAGGAACCCCCUUUACACAGAAAUGGAGAUGAGUCCAGUUAAAGAAACAGACUGAGCUGAUCUGUGGCUUAGUUACUAUCAAAUGAAAUGUCUGUCUGACAAAUGAAAUAUUCAUGUGUGACUGUAGGAAUGGUUUGUAUCAGAACAGAAAAACAUCUUAAAACCAAAAAUAUUAUUAAAUGUUAGCAUGGAUCACAAGAGGGAAGGUGAUGGUUCACCAACAUAAUUGAAUAAAGGAAAUGCAGUAGAUGUGACAAUCAUUAACGAUUUUCAAAGGCCCUUUAAUAGAUGUUGCUUUGUAGAUUCAUGACAAAGCCAAGCAUAAGUGAAAUUAGGAAAGAGGUAACAGGACUGGAUUGCAGGCUACGGAUGGGUGAGUGUAAAUCCUUUCAGGCCCCAGUAAACAAUGGGUUAAUGGCAAUUCAGCAUGAGUGUAAGUAGUCUGAUCUUUACAAUUAAAGAAAGGAAAUGUAUGAAAUUGUGUCAGGCAGCAGGUUAGUAGAGUGGGGAAUCAUCUUCACUUGGUUUUUUUUUGCUACCAGGCAACAUGACAGAAAAUGUCUGUUCGGUCUUAAGACAUCCUACGCUUGUACCACAUGUCUUUAGUGCUUCCUGUGGUCUUCAACAUAGCUUCUCAGUAGCUACAGCACUGAAUUAAAUAACUUGUAGAUAAAGUUAUCUGCUGGAGCACUGUGUUUAAUAUUCAAACAAAAAAAAACUGUUCAUUCCUGCACAUUGGUCUUUGAAUAUGUUGUUUAAGUUUAUUUCUGCUGAUAUUAAUUACUGCUAUA
Messenger RNA from Pristis pectinata (smalltooth sawfish), 1927 nucleotides. RefSeq names its product zinc finger protein 239-like. The transcript has 2 exons. Gene Ontology annotation, molecular function: DNA-binding transcription factor activity, RNA polymerase II-specific; RNA polymerase II cis-regulatory region sequence-specific DNA binding. The record is from RefSeq and is a predicted model, not a curated record. Bases 1 to 798 code for a protein of 265 amino acids. Gene Ontology annotation, biological process: regulation of transcription by RNA polymerase II. Lineage: Eukaryota; Metazoa; Chordata; Chondrichthyes; Rhinopristiformes; Pristidae.